This is a messenger RNA of Panicum virgatum (switchgrass), 2245 nucleotides long. RefSeq names its product protein ZINC INDUCED FACILITATOR-LIKE 1-like. Bases 457 to 1926 code for a protein of 489 amino acids. NCBI's taxonomy places the organism in Eukaryota, Viridiplantae, Streptophyta, Magnoliopsida, Poales, Poaceae. Gene Ontology annotation, biological process: transmembrane transport. The record is from RefSeq and is a predicted model, not a curated record. Gene Ontology annotation, molecular function: transmembrane transporter activity. The transcript is spliced from 17 exons.
GAAGGUCGAGAACUCGAGAUGCAACGCAUUGCGAUGCGCCGCCGCCAAUGCCGUGAUUGGAUUGGAUCCCAUUCCGUUUGGCGCCACCCCCGAUGUGGACUGACGACGAGGUCGUGUUGCCUUCGUCUUCCUCGUCCUGUUGGCCCGCGGACGCCUCAAACAUUGCAACACGCCCCUCGCAUUGGCCAAUAAUUGCCCCCACCAUUAGGGCAGAGCGAAAGGAAGCAUCUUUGGCGAUUCCCGUGGCCGACGGGACCGGCCGAUUUUAUUGGCCAUCUGCCACCGCUGGAAGGAUUGGUUUUUGCCUUCCUUGAUUCGAUUCUCCUGGCCAAGAGGAGAGGAGGAGGCAUUGAUUGCGCGCCCCCUGCUCCCAUCUCUGCCUUCGGGCCUCCAUCCAAUUGCUGUUCUGAGCAUUGAGGGGGGCGAGCAAGGAACUCGCUGCCCGGCCGGCCGGCGAUGGGGGAGGAGGGCACUUGGCCGUUGCUCAAGGAGGAGUACCACUACCACCCGGGGUGCCCCGGCUGCGCUUACGACCGGAGGAAGGACCUCCUCAGGGGAAUGCCGUACAAGGAGUUCCUCUAUGUCUGGAUGGUUUCUCUCACGGCCGCUUUACCAAUAUCAUCAUUGUUCCCCUUCUUGUAUUUUAUGAUAAGAGACUUGAAUGUUGCUAAAAGAACAGAAGAUAUCGGCUUCUAUGCCGGUUUUGUAGGUGCUUCAUUUAUGUUUGGUAGAUGCUUGACUUCAACAGCUUGGGGAAUAGCGGCAGACCGUAUUGGGAGGAAACCAGUUGUCAUGUUUGGCAUUUUCUCCGUGGUUGUGUUCAAUACUUUGUUUGGGCUAAGUGUCAACUAUUGGAUGGCAAUUGCUACUCGAUUUUUGCUGGGUGCUUUAAAUGGUCUACUUGGACCAAUUAAGGCUUAUGCCAUUGAAGUUUGCCGACCAGAACAUGAAGCCCUAGCAUUAUCACUUGUCAGCACAGCAUGGGGAAUAGGUCUCAUCAUUGGUCCCGCUCUAGGAGGCUACCUUGCACUGCCUGCAGAAAAUUUUCCAAAUAUCUUUUCACCUGACUCGUUCUUUGGAAGGUUUCCAUAUUUCUUACCAUGCUUAUGCACAUCAGUCUUUGCUGUUGUUGUUCUCAUAAGCUGCAUAUGGAUGCCGGAGACUUUGCACAAGCAUAAAGUUAGUGAAAAUGAAAACCAGAGCAUUGAAGCUUUGGAGGCUCAUCUGAUUGAUCCAAAAGAAAAGGUUGAAGAAAGUGGAAGUUUGGGUACCAAGAAGAAGAGCUUAUUCAAGAAUUGGCCAUUGAUGUCAUCAAUAAUUAUCUAUUGCAUCUUCUCCUUCCAUGACAUGGCUUACACAGAGGUGUUCUCUCUAUGGGCUGAAAGUGACAAGAAGUAUGGUGGACUCAGUUUAUCGUCCGAGGAUGUAGGUCAAGUCCUGGCAGUUACAGGUGCCAGUCUUCUUGUAUAUCAACUGUUCCUGUACCCUCGUAUCAAUAAAGUUCUUGGGCCUACAAAUUCUUCUCGAAUUGCAGCAAUCCUGUGCAUACCUAUCCUCUUUGCCUACCCUUAUAUGACAUACCUUUCAGAACCUGGAUUAUCAAUCGUUCUCAAUAUUGCAUCGGUGAUAAAGAAUAAUCUUUCUGUUACCAUCAUUACAGGCACUUUCAUCCUUCAAAACAAUGCCGUGCCUCAGGAUCAAAGAGGAGCUGCAAAUGGAUUGUCUAUGACAGGAAUGUCGUUUUUCAAGGCAGUUGCUCCAGCAGGAGCAGGCAUUGUGUUCUCGUGGGCACAGAAAAGGCAGCAUGGUUUUUUCUUUCCAGGUGAUCAGAUGGUGUUCUUUCUUCUGAAUGUGAUUGAGUUGCUUGGACUCAUCCUCACAUUCAAACCCUUUUUGGCUGUGCCUGAGCAAUAUAAUAGAAAUUAGAACUCAAAUUGUAGAAGCUUAGGGAUAUUCAAAUAGAGUCUUGCACCGUAGAGGUAGAGGGCAUAAUGCCCAUCCACAAGGAGGAACCUGAAAGAGGGAGAUUGAGUAGUUGUUGCGUGUAACUGCAAGUGUUGUAUGUAAUUGCAGCAAUUCAGUAGAGGAAAUGUAUAGUUGGUAAAUGGCAGCCAAUCGAUUGCUUGCUUUUGAUUAGGCAGGCAUUUUGUGCCGAGUUGCUGCACUGUAAAGUAGAAAUAAUGUGAGGAACAGGAGCUCGAAAUUAUUUGUUCGACGUGAAAUUCGUAGACAUUUCUAUCCUAAA